UUUUCCUCCUGCUGGAGAAAAAGGGAGAGAAAAAAAAAACACUGAAAGGAAACAGAGGAAGAAAGCAGAGCGGAAAAAAUAAAUAAAGGAGGAGGAGGAAAUAAAGUGAAAUAACAGGAGAUUUGCGGGAGCAAGAAAGACAUUGCGCAAGUGGAGAACCAGACUUGCCAUAUAUAUAUAUAUAUAUAUAAAUAUAUAUAUAUAUAUUUAUUUUUAAGAAGUCUCUGCUUUCGUGUGAAGAUCUUUUUGUUGUUUCCCCAUCUGCUGACUGAAAAAGGAGGUGAUCGCCAUGACAACAGAAAUGCAGGAGAUCGCCAUCACGGAGGAGAAGCCGUUACUGACGGGUCAGGCCGAUGCCAAGGAUGCUGAAGUGGCUGCUAGGAUACUCCUGGACCAAGGACAGGAGCACAGUAUCGAGACCCCCCACGGCGUCCUGCACGUGACCCUGCACGGCACGCGAACCACCCGCAGGCCUGCCAUCCUCACCUUCCACGAUGUUGGUCUGGACAGUAAGAGCUGCUUCUCCCCUCUGUUCAAGUUCGAGGAGAUGCAGGAGAUCGUGAAGAACUUCACCCUGAUUCAUGUUGACGCUCCGGGGCAGGAGGAGGGGGCUGCUGCCUACCCAACAGGUUACCAGUAUCCCUCCAUGGACACCAUAGCAGAGAUGAUCCCUUCUGUCCUGCAGUUUUUUAACUUCCGUACUGUAAUCGGAGUCGGUGUGGGAGUGGGAGCGUACGUCCUCUCCAAGUUCGCGCUCGCAAACCCAGAUUCAGUGGAAGGUCUGGUUCUGGUCAACAUCGACACUAACGCCAGAGGAUGGAUAGACUGGGCUGCUCAGAAGCUUAGCUCCGUGACGUCCUCCCUCACAGAGCAGAUCCUGUCCCACCUUUUCAGUCAGGAGGAGAUGUCAGCAAACACAGAUCUAGUGCAGUCUCACAGAGAGCGCAUCUCCAAAGCGUCUAAUCUGGUCAACAUAGAGCUCUUCUGGAAGACGUACAACAGCCGCAGAGACUUGAACAUUGAACGCAACAACUCCUUCAAGUGUCCAGUCAUGUUGGUGGUGGGCGAUCAGGCUCCGUAUGAGGAAGCUGCCGUGGAGUGCAACAGCAAAAUGGAUCCAACAACAACUUCAUUCCUAAAGAUGGCUGAUGCUGGUGGUCUCCCUCAGCUGACCCAGCCUGCUAAACUGACUGAAGCUUUCAAGUAUUUCAUCCAGGGGAUGGGCUACAUGGCUUCGUCCUGCAUGACCCGCCUGUCCCGCUCCCGCACCACCUCCCUCUCCUCCUCCUACUCCAUGGACGGGUCCCGGUCUCGCUCCCGCACCCUGUCCCAGGGCUCGCAGGGCGGCCAGAUGCCGCCAAGCCCCUCCCAAACGAUGGAGGUGUCCUGCUGAAGAAAGAAAAUAAAUACAAAAAAAAAAAAACGAUAGCGAGAGAGAGCGUGAGUGAGAGUGAGAAAGGAAGGGAAAGAUGAGGCGCGCCGAUAAUGUAGGAACAAGACGAAUGGGUUACUUAUUUGUCACUAAUCAACUCCCUUCAUUUCCCACAAGAGGCAGAGUAGGACUACAGACAGGGAGAGAGGGGGGAGAAAAAGAGGGAUUUGAAAAGGAAGAAACACAGCUUCGCACCAGACCUUCUCCUCACAUCACCUUUCCAGCUGUAAACAAAGUGGAUUGGGCUGUUCUAUAUUGAUUAUAAGAAGUAUAGACAAGAAGAGAUUUACAGGUGGGGGUAAGAACGGCCACCAGUCCUCCCUCCCUCCCUUUAUUGGAGCCUCUGUCAGCCAAUAGAGCCCUUUAAUUUAGACAAGGAGGCCUAUAGAGACCACACACACCUUGCAUUAACCAAUAGUAAUAACUCUGUAUUGUUGUCGAUGCUGAUGAUUACGUUGUUGAUGAUGAUAUUGAAGCUAAUGAUGAUGAUGAUGAUAAUGGAAUAGAAAAAAAAACAGUAACACAUUUCUCUUUAUUACACAAUGAGCUUAAAAAUACAUAGAUAAAAAAAUAAAAUAAUAAAAAAAAACAUACUAUAGCAGAGAUACGUAUUACAAUGUGUGUCUACUAUUUUUUAAACUAGUUUUAAUUUUGAUUUCUUUUAAUCAGAUUUUAUUUACUCAUCUGUAACCUGCCUCGGCAAACAGUUGAAGCUACUGAUUGGUUGGCCCGUCAUGUGGUAACAGCCAAUGAGAGCCGUCAUGGUGACUACUUCCUCCUUGAUGUUGCCAGGUUAUUUAAUGUCUUCCAUUUGCCCCGUCUAUAAGUUUUGUUUUCACAUUGGAUUUGAUAUUUGGAGGUGGUCGAGAAGCUUUUUUUUUUUUGUUUUUCUAUUUUUCUUUCUGGACUUGGAAGUUGCAUGCCUGGAAUCAGCCCAUAUGAAUAUCGACUGGAUAAUAGUUUUCUUUUAUAUUCUGCUAAUGAAUUGUGUGUGUGUGUGUGUGUGUAUGUGUGUGAAUAUGUGCUGUUUAGUUUCCUUGGCGUGUUUAGUGAACAUGGCGGUAAGCAUAUGAGUGGCUCGGGGUGUUAGCUUUAGCUAUCGUUAACACUCGUAGCACGCUAAAUAGUGCUUCCAAUAUUUCUUGCAGUCCAGCACUGAGUGUCCUAACAUUCACGCUCGCGUACUACUCAACGGAUAGCAUUACGUCUCUAACUAGCACGCUAGUAUGGAUGUUGCAUUUCAGUGUGUGGGCGUGGCCAGAAGGGAAUCACUGUGUUUAUCAUCUGGGUUGUAAUCUCUUAGCCUUGCCCGUGCAUGGAUACCUCCUAACAAACCCAGCUAGCAUACUUGAGUUUCUGUGCGUUGCGAGGUGAAAUGAACACGAGCUCCUCCUUCGCAUCAAGCGGCUUUAAUCAAGCAACGGGGGGGGGGGUCAAGAGAAUUGUGAUGUGAUGUGUGUGUGUCCGAGGAUGUAAAUGGGAGGCGUGUGGAAGUGUUUGUAUCCUGAAAGCACAAUUAAUGCAGCCAAGAGGGCCAGAGUCCUAUGGAAAAGUUUAGUAAUUUAGAUUUCAGACCAACAAAACCCCCUGUGGCUUAUCAAAAACAAUGUACCAGCCCCUCCACUGCCAAUAAACAAAAAAAAAAGAUAUUCAAAUUUUGUCUCCGGGGCUGCACCUUUUUUUUUUGCACUAGCCUUAGUCAAAAGAGACAAAAAUAUUUAUCCUAUUUUUUGUUAUGAGAGCAAUAUCUGGAAUUGCAGCCAAUAAGCAUUCUAACUGCCAAAACUUAGAGUCCCAACAUACGAGGGAAAAAUUGUGCCAUCAGAAAUGCUGUGAGCAUUUAUAGUUGAUCUAAAACUCAACUCAAAGCUGACCACUGCCCUACAAUACGUAACCAUUGGACUGACCGUGCUUUUAAAAGGACCCAAUCCUUGGAGCGUUUGUGCAUUUGUGUUGUGAUGCAGCGUUGCAUCAGAUUUGUUUUCUCUUUUUAAUAAGCAUUAUGAGUUUUAUGAGUCCGUUGGAGGUUGCUUGUUUCUUUCUCAGGCUGCACAGUGCUCCUUUCCAAACCUGGUUAAUGAAGUAGAGAUGGAUGAUGACGACAGUGGGCCUCAGAUUUGAUCUGGUACUUUGGAGAUAUUAAUGAUGGUAAUGAAAACGAUCAUUUAUUUUAAGUCACUUCUCCUGUGGUCCAUCACAUAAUGCAAUUCCUAGCCAGCCUUUGUGACGCUAAAAACUAUUGCAUUUAAUAAGGCAAACACAAAUUGCUGUUUAGAUUUAUGCUAUAGGCCGUAAACGCAGAAUGGGAACCAGGAUGCCGCCAUGUUUUAGGCACUUUUGUUGCUGUCCGGAGUGCUGAAUUGUAGAAUGUAAAUGCUCCUUCCAAACUUAAAUUAAUAUUUAACGAUCGGGCAUGGGAGCGUCUACCAAAUAAGGGACGAGUGGAACUGAGAAAAUGAAAUUGCCAAAUAAGGAAUAGGAUUGGUACUUAUUUGUGGAGAGUUGAACGGGGCUGUAUGAUUGUAAAUGAUUCUCCAUUUUGUCUCUUAAUUUUUACUUAGAUCAUAUUUUUCUUUCCCCUUUAUGUUUUGGGAUUAUCAAUUUUUUAUUUUUUUUUUAUCUCUGUGAAGUGUUAGUUUACCGUCCCAGAUGUGCUCACAAGUUAGUUAAUCGUGUGUGUGAUAGUUCUUGUGUAACUUUUUUAGCUUUAGAGCUGAUAAGGGAGAAUAAUAUAAUAAACAAUUAAAAAACGAUUAAAGGUAAAGAGAAUACAAUCAAUUUUACUUGUGUGGCUUAUUUCUCUGUGUAACACAUUGAACAUCCUAAAAAAA
This is a messenger RNA of Anoplopoma fimbria (sablefish), 4263 nucleotides long. RefSeq names its product NDRG family member 2 (gene ndrg2). Bases 290 to 1393 code for a protein of 367 amino acids. Gene Ontology annotation, biological process: signal transduction. The transcript is spliced from 16 exons. Lineage: Eukaryota; Metazoa; Chordata; Actinopteri; Perciformes; Anoplopomatidae. The record is from RefSeq and is a predicted model, not a curated record. Gene Ontology annotation, cellular component: cytoplasm.